Messenger RNA from Colletotrichum graminicola M1.001, 456 nucleotides. RefSeq lists its product as uncharacterized. NCBI's taxonomy places the organism in Eukaryota, Fungi, Ascomycota, Sordariomycetes, Glomerellales, Glomerellaceae. The coding region runs from base 1 to 456 and encodes 151 amino acids. The record is from RefSeq and is a predicted model, not a curated record. The transcript has a single exon.
AUGAUGCAUACGGUUCGUGCAACGCUUCGUGCCGCCGACGACAGCUUUCAUUUCUCUUGGCUUGGACGAUCUAUCGGCGACUCCGAAGCAGUACGCGUGGGAGAUUUACAUUGUGCAAAUGCAACGUAUUUGACCCACAUGCCCGAAUGCGGGUAUUGGGGGCCCAUAGGCGGAGACGCGGUGGCCAUGUCGUGUUCAGUCGAACAUUGUCCGGGUGGUUCGUCACAACGACAGCUCUUGGAACAGAGUUGUCCGCUGUUGAACAAAAAAUGCGACCGAGAGACCGUACCGGUGUUUUGUAGGUCGCACACCGUCAUGGACGAGGCGGCAAAGGCGGUCGAGUACGUCUGCAUCCUACGGUCCUUCAUUUUUCACGACCAUUCCAGUGUCAGAAGGGGUCUAAAAGCUACGUCUGAUACCGGUGCCUUUCCCCCUCUGGAACCCUAUACGAGAUGA